CGCCGCUGCAUCGCUGUGCGACUGCGGGAAGCGCCGCCCGCCCGCACCGGCGUCCCGCGGCCCCGAGCGGCUCGGGGGCAGCUUUACAGAGCCGGCCCCGGCGUAUAUAACAUGUCUGAUUACCUAUAGAGAGAGAUGUGUAUAAAAGGGUACUCAUGCUGACCUCAUAAUGAGAGACGAGCCAAUUCCCGCUCGCAAAGGGAAUGUUCUGUGUGCAGGCACGCCGUGCUCCUGCGCUUGCUGUGACAGAGCCCGGCGGGCUGCGAAGGUGCCCGACCUCCCCAAGAGAAGAGAGUGGCCCGGUGGUCCCCGGGCUCCGCGCCGAGCUGCUCACCUGCAAGAACAGACCAUGCCCAGGCCCUGCCGAGGCUCCCGCGGCAGCACGCUAGAUCCCAAGGAGGAAUGCUUUACAGAGAAAUCAGUGCUUGCCCAGCCAACAUUUGUUUUUGAGAAGAAGGAUCGUUCUUUGAAGCGGCCUGCAGAAGACCCAGUUUGCCAAGCUGAAAAUGAUUUCAUUAGUUGUUCCAGAAAACGUGCAAGAUCAUCAUCUUUGACUUUCCAGAAGUCUGACUCUCAGUCUAACACUGAUACAGCUCUCACACAGCAAAGAGGGAGAUCAUCUUCAUGUAACAUCCUUCCUACUUUCCCUCCCUCCCAGGCAGUAAAGAAGAAUAACAUAUUCAUGACCUCAGCUCUUCUUCAAAGAAAUCCUGACAUCAUCAAAAGUCCAAGAGAAGGAUCCUUGUCACCAAGUCAAUUGUGGAAUGUCAUUAGACCUGCCACUUUACAGCCCCCACAAGUCCUGACCUGUCCUGAAAUUCCUGUAGUAUCUCUAAUGACUAAGAAAGAAGCAUGUGUUCAGCUAUCUGAAGACAGCUCUUAUUCAUCCACUGAGAAUUCAGUAAAUUCCAAAACAGCAAUUGGGUCAUCUAUUACCAUGAGUCUUUCCAGCUCUCAAAAAACACAAAGUCAGUUGCUUAAAGAAAGAAGUGUACAAAACAGCAGCAAUUCAGAUUUUGUGUUUGGGGAAAACAUGGUUGAAAGAGUUUUGGUUGGAUCUGCACAUGUUGGAAGACCUUUUAUCAAGAGUCCUGAGAAGCAUCCCAAGCUGUGCAAUGAAGCUGAUUUACACAAAGGAGAAAUAACGUCCAUGUCCACAGGAUCUUCUCAUGUCAGGCCACAAACAAAAAGACCUUUGUUGAAGAAUGCAACACUAAUUGAAUCAGCAGCUGCUUGUGUUUCCAAGCCAGUGGAGAAAAUCCUGUUAGAUAAAGUUGAAGUUAUAACUGGAGAAGAAGCAGAACAAAAUGUAUUGCAGAUUAACUGCAAGCUUUUUGUGUUUAAUAAGCUUUCUUUAAGCUGGACUGAAAGAGGCAGAGGAUCCCUGAGGCUUAAUGACACUUCUAGCAAUAAGCAUGGAAUGUUACAGUCAAGGCUAAUUAUGCGAAAUCAAGGUAGCUUGAGAUUGAUUCUCAACACCCAACUCUGGGAACAAAUGGUUAUAAAAAGAGCAAACAGAAAGAGCCUGUGCUUCACUGCCACAGAUCAAGAGGACCAUUCUGUUCAAGUAUUUCUAACUCAGGCAAGCUCAAAAGACACUGAACACCUUUAUGCAGCAAUACAUCAUCGCCUUGUGGCCUUGCGAAGCUUUGCUGAGCAAAAGCCAGAUGCUCAUCAAGGAGACACAGAGUCAGAAACAGCUUUUCAGCCAUUAAACUGUGAUAGUGAUGAUGAAGAUGAUGAAGAACUAAGUCAAGUGAGCAGCACUGGAUCUGAUCAUUCGAGAUGGAACCGCAGGCAGUCUGUUGUCUGCUCAUGAUAUCUGCCAGAAGUUACAACAGCUCAGCUGGGAACUCAUCUUCCCAAAAUGUCUAAGCUGACUCAUCAGCCCCUGGAGGGAGGAAAUGAGAUGCAUAUUACUUUAUUACUUUUAAGUAGAGAUUAAUUUUAGAGACAGCUUAAGUUUAAUUCAUUGAGAAAGAACUUCAGAUGCACUGUUGAGGAUUCUAGGCAGCCUGCUUUGCACUGAGCUGUGAAUAACACCAUGGCUUCCAAUAGUCAAGAACUGUUACAAAGUCUUUCAAUUUUAGAAUUAAAUAUAUUUAGAUACAUUAUUAGAGUGAGGAAUUUUAUAGGGAAUAUGUACUUGUUCAUCAUAUUGAUGGAUAAUACCACAUAAGCAUGAACUAAUAAUAUAUGUGAACAGAUAUUUGUUACUUUUAAUCUAUUAUUUAAAAGAUACAUUUGGAAAGUUUUAAAUUUUGCUUCACUGAAAACAUUUAUUUAAAAUUGUGUAGUAACAUUCAGCAUCCUGUUUGUAAGUACAUGCAAGCAAAACCUAGGGUGGCAGUUUAGUAUGACCAAGGCCUAUAGAAACUAGCCCCUAUAGAAACACCCCCUAUACAAGGGGUUAUAUUUAAUGUUUAUUUUGAAAAUAUCUGGAGUGGUAUACUUGCUGCAGAAUUUUGUUUAAGGGAAAAGAACCAUGAUCUGCAUCUUUCAGCUGUAUGCACCAAAAGAAUUCACCAUGAAGAAGUAAAAGCCUGUUCUAAAGGCUAUAUCAGCUUUAAAAUUUAAAGUGUAUCUGCUUGCUCAUGAAUACCUUUCUAGCUGAACAAAACAAACACCUGCACUUGUGUACAUUAAUUGUCCAUUUGAUAUACACAAAUAAAUGCAUGCACAGUACAACAGGAUAUCUACAUUAAAUGUGUGAGAUUAUCUGAGAUUAUUUCUGCUUUAGCUGUUGCUAUUCCUAACAGUAUCAUUCAUAAGUAUGUUACACAUUCUCAUGUGCACAAUAAUUCCAACAGUGGCCAAGACACAGUUGCUCUGUAGAAGUCAUUCCAAAAAUUAAUGCCUUCUACAUAAACAUCUUUGUGAGAAAAAACCUCCAAUUCACCUGUGAAUCAAGACUUGCAGGGUCAUCCAUAAGCCCAUGGAAAAUAAGAUGCACUACUUAUGUUCCAUGUUUUCAUUCUGUCAAAAUCAGAAUUUGUCUGCAGUCUCUCCACUGCCACUUCCCUGAUGUCCUGCACAUUGUUUGUCAUCCUCAGAGCUGAAACAAUGUUCUGAAAUAUCUCAUGUCCUUUUUAUUAAGGUAAUUGUAAUGAUUUCUCAAUCUAAAAAGCUGCAAAGCUGCAACACACCUGAUAAGUCAAGUUACAAUUUAGUUUUCUCAUUUGAACAUGGUAUGAAGUUGGAACAAUACUAGUUUCUUCCUGAAUUCUCAGUGCACUGCCAAGAUUAGUAUCCAGAUGAAGCUGAAAUAGUUGUACAGAUUACACUGAAUGUAAUGGCCCACCAAAAUUAGCACUUGUCUGACAUUGAUUUAGCAUUUGGAUUGGACAGUAAAUUUAAGUGGAACUUGAUUUCUGCCUUCAGGAAAAAGGAACUGCUUCCCAGCAGAGCACCUGUGUCAAACAGUGAAGCAUGGGGAUUCUCUUUGAUUCCAGUCUGCCAAUAACAAAAAUAUUGUUUCCAUAAUGAGCUGUACAUUGUGUCCUUUGUUAUCAGCCUCACUCCUGACCACAACAAUAUUUACAUCACUGACCUUCAUAUUUCAUUGCUGCAACUCAUCCUCAGGGACAAAGCUCCAUGUUAUAAAAACUCAGGCAGUUGUAAAACACAGCAGCCCUAUGUAUUUAGCAACAGGUCAUGGUAAUAUGUUUGCCCUGGAGUUCAGCUGGCUAUGCGCUGAAUGCAGAGUUUGAUUUCAAAGUCUGUCCUGAUAAUCAAAGCUGUCUGUGGAACAGGAUUUAAGCACCUCAGUGACACAAUACCCCUCUAAAUUCUACUACAGCUGUAAAAUCCUUGGUAAAUGAGGGAGGUUUCCAGGGCAGGGACAACAGAACUUUUUCAGACACAGGACUUAAACUUUGUAAUUUGCUCCCAAAGCAUACAGAAGAAGGUUUAUAAAUAAAAGCUAUUUUGAUCUGCCUCUUCCCAAGAUCCUUAAUGUAUACACAAGUAUACAUAUAAACACAUACACUCAUGUGCACACACACAAACAUGAAGCUUCAUCUCCCAAAAGCUAAGGAGGAGAAGAGAUGUUUAUUUUAAAGACAUUGGAUACUUUGGUAAUAGAGGACAAAAUUUUUGCUCUUUAAAACCUAAUUAUGUGUUCUGUUUAGUUUCAUGGCACUAAAGUUCACUGUUCCUCAAGCCUGAAGGUACACCAUUAUGUAAUGUAUUAAAUUGCUUUUAAAAUGUAGUUUGUCAUUUUAUGACACCUGGAGAGCAAUUUCUGCACCUCAACAAUAAACAAUUUCCUUACGACUUAAAUUUCUUUGUAACUAGGAGUCUUAUUUUGCAUCCCAGUUAGAGCUUCCAUUAAUUAAGAGUACCAUGCUGCAGAAUCUCAAGCCUGCUUUCCUAAGGAAAGAAUAUGUAAGUGGUUGUGCAUGCCAUCCACCUAUCUGUCAGACCCACACUGAGUCCACUGUUCAGUUUCAAAGGAUUGCACAGGAGUUAGAAUGCUCUAAGACAAUUUAAAUUCUUCAUGAAGAUUAGCAGUUGCUGAAUGACAGAAAUCAGAGAAAAGCACCCUUUGAGGAAAAGUUUUCAGGGUAAGAUUGGUAUUUUCUGUGGUGCUGGUGGGCCUAAGUGGUGUUUUUCUGCUUCUGUACAAGCUGCAGCACUUUCUGGGAGGGAGGAGAAGCAGAGCAUGGAAGCAUGGGUCCUUGUGGCCUGAAGAGAGGUGACUCAGUAUGAAACCCGUAUGAGCCCAUGUGAAACUAGACAUGAUUUUUUUCCCAGAUAAAAAAUCUAUUUAUGAGAAACCCCAGUGACUAAUUGAUAUACAUAAGGGAUGUAGUGGUGGAAGAUCUUAUAUAUUCAUACAGUAGUAAUUUUCCCAAGGAGGGAAAACUAACAGUUCAUAAUAAUAUAUUCUACUAAGAUUAGGAAGUUCUAGCAGAAUCCACUUGGAUGGGACAAACUGAAUGUCCUACUUUACAUUCUGGAGGCAUUUGUAUCUCUUCAUAAAUCUUGUCCUGUCCCUCAGGUUUUUAUGUCAUGCUUUUUAGUGACCUCUGAAAUAGUUUUGGCAGAGUGUAUGAAGUUAAGAGUUAGAUAAUAUCUCUAUUGAAUAAAUAAAUACAGGAAAAACUUCUAGCACAUCUGCUUUCACUGCUAGUGACAGCCAGUAUGACAUGGACAGAGAGGGAAAGAGCAUCUUCAUUUCCCUUAGAUGGGUUUCAGAGGCCUUACCACGGGGCUAUGCUGGCAGGAAAACUUAGAAAAAGCAUGCACAGCCCAUUCUACAGCAGUUACCUGUCUAAAAAGUGGACUUCAAAUCAGAACAGUUUGUGUUUCUCAAACACUAAAAUUAUUCAUACAAAAUAAAGUGUCUACAGCUGUUUGAGCAUAUUCAAAUUGCUUCUGAAAUGUUGAAGUCAAUUGUAUUAGACCUCUUGAGGGAUGGUGUAGUUUGCUUUGCAUAAGUAAAGA
Messenger RNA from Zonotrichia albicollis (white-throated sparrow), 5448 nucleotides. It is a transcript of the gene RANBP3L, whose product is annotated as RAN binding protein 3 like. Gene Ontology annotation, biological process: protein export from nucleus. The record is from RefSeq and is a predicted model, not a curated record. NCBI's taxonomy places the organism in Eukaryota, Metazoa, Chordata, Aves, Passeriformes, Passerellidae.